Molecule: messenger RNA, 4847 nt
Organism: Grus americana (Whooping crane)
Lineage: Eukaryota; Metazoa; Chordata; Aves; Gruiformes; Gruidae
Gene: TOB2
Product: transducer of ERBB2, 2
Exons: 2
Coding region: 422-1444 (340 amino acids)
Biological process (GO): regulation of gene expression
Cellular component (GO): nucleus; cytoplasm
Molecular function (GO): transcription corepressor activity
Source: RefSeq, a predicted model, not a curated record
GGGGUUGCUAAGGGUGAAAGUUUGCCGUGAGUUGGCUCACUUGGGGCCAGGGCGCGGGCGGCUCCGGGCCGGCGGGGCGAGGAGAGGCGGCGUCGACGACACGGGCACCGGCAUUCCCACCCCCACCUCCGGGCGUCCCGCACCACCUCCGGCCCGCGCCGCAGCCCCCGGGCCCGCCCCGCGGAGGAGCCGCACCACCGGGGAUAAGGAGAGGGAGGGGACGGGACGGGGCAGAGCAGAGACCUGCACGCACCGUUCGGGCUCCGCCGGCAGCGCCCACGGCCCCCGCCCGCUGACAGCCGCAACCAGCCGCUGGCCCUGGAGCCGAGGACGAAGUCUGUUUGGAGCCAAAUCUUGUCUAUGUGUGUGUCAUUUUGUCUCUUUUAAUACACUGCCCUGACUUGCUUGCUGCGAAGGGAGUAUGCAUCUGGAGAUCAAAGUUGCUCUUAACUUCAUCAUCUCAUACCUGUACAACAAGCUUCCUCGGAGGCGGGCAGACCUGUUUGGUGAGGAGCUAGAGCGCCUGCUGAAGAAGAAAUAUGAGGGUCACUGGUACCCAGAGAAGCCUCUGAAGGGAUCUGGCUAUCGCUGUGUUCACAUAGGGGAGACAGUGGAUCCGGUGGUGGAGCUGGCAGCCAAGCGGAGCGGGCUGGCCGUGGAGGAUGUGCGCGCCAAUGUGCCGGAAGAGCUGAGUGUCUGGAUCGAUCCUUUUGAGGUUUCCUACCAGAUCGGCGAGAAGGGCUCUGUUAAGGUCCUCUACCUGGAUGACAGUGAGGGCUGCAGCGUCACGGAGCUGGACAAAGAAAUCAAGAGCAGCUUCAACCCCGAUGCCCAGGUAUUCGUCCCCAUUGGCAGCCAGGACAACUCGCUGUCCAACUCUCCGUCCCCCUCCUUUGGCCAGUCACCUAGUCCCACCUUCAUCCCUCGCUCUGCCCAGCCCAUCACUUUCACCACUGCCACUUUCGCUGCCACAAAGUUUGGCUCUACCAAGAUGAAGAAGGGUGGAGGAGCCGGAGGAGGGGGCGGCGGAGCGGGUGCUGGGCAGCAGCCAAGGAUGGUCAGAUCUCCCACCACCAACCUGCUGAAGCACAAGGGCCUCUCCCUGUCUAUGCACUCUCUGAACUUCGUCGGGAGCGCUGGGAGCCAAGCCCCGCAGUCGCAGCUCUCCCCCAAUGCCAAGGAAUUCGUUUACAGCGGUGGGUCACCGGGAUCCAGCAGUCUCUUCUUUGAUGGCAUUGCUGGUGAGAGCCAGGCCAGCAGCAUCCCGCCAACAUCGCAGUUCAACACCGGCACGGGUGGUACCUUUGAUAUGGCUCAGGUCUUUGGUGGCAGCACCAACAGCCUCUUCCUGGAGAAGUCUCCCUUUGUGGAAGGACUCAGCUACAACCUGAAUGCCAUGCAGUAUCCCAGCCAGUCGUUCCAGCCUGUUGUCCUGGCCAACUGAAUACAAGGAAGGAGAGUAUUUUGGGGUGGGGAGGGAGGGUGGGGAAACGAGAACAAAACACAAACGAAAAAAGAGGGAGAGAAAAGAAAAAUAGAAAUAUACAGAAAAUAUUCAAAUCUUAUAAAUAUAGCUUCUUGGGAAAAGAGAGAGCCCAGUGUUGUUGCGCUGUGCAGGCAACGCUCCUGAAGCACUGACUUGUUUUUUAACUCAGUCCCUGUGCUUUUUUCCUACUCACUUUUUUACUCCUUAAAUGAAUCUUGGGAUUUUUUUUGGUUUGUGUUCCCCCAGCACAGGACUGGUGCAAACGUAGCUCACGAUGUUCCUGAUUCCCUGCGUGACCCCUCCCCAGCACUGGGCACAGGGUACUUCCACCUGGGUGUAGGGAUGUCUUCUUUGUACCACCUCGCUGGAGGAGGGACGGGGAGAGGAUGAGUCAGUGUCAGUGGAGAUACACACACUCUUGUUGCGUGCUAGCCAGAAAUGGGUGGGUGGGCUUGCUUUUUCUGUUACAGCUCUACGUGUAGACGGAGAGCAUCUACUGUGCCCACGGGCGUAGACGGUUGUGCUGUUGUUGCUCCAGGCUCUCCAGCCCGGGCUGGCGUCAGCUGUUCUGUCUGUGUGCUGAAAAGCACUAACUCUUCUCCUUGACCGCCUCCCAGCACGUAGCAGGGAGGGCAGAGCAUUACUGUGAAAUGGCUUCUUCCCGCUCCCUUCCUCAUCUGCACUUCCAGCUGCGGCUACAGGAGCACAACGCUUUGAACUGAGCGACUCCAGUUAUUGUCCCCUUCCGCGUGUGAGCGAGGGGGCCUCUCCGUGCCCUCUUGGGGCCGGUUGGUCUGGGUGACAGCCCCGUGGUGGACAAACACCACCCGCCUGUCCCUGCGGCUGGGGGAGGUGGUGCUGAGCCAGGCAGCGGCCCCCCAAACUUGGAUCCUGCCCCCAUUUUCUGGACGUUCUCCCCAGCAGCAGGGGCCAGCAUCCACCUGGGGUGGACUCUGAGGUCUGAGUUCUCGUUCCCUGCUGUGAAUUCAUCCUCUUGGAGAGGGAAUUCCUUUUUUCAUUAGCAAGGCAGCACUACUUUUGAGGAAGAAAAAGGGCUAUGUUGUUGAAGCUGCUCUCUUGAGUGGUAGCGUAAGGGUUUGUGCUUUCAGCCAGGUAUGUACCUGACUAAAUCUCCUCCCCCACCCUUCUGGAGGAGCGGGAGGAGGUGGAUGAUCUGGUGUUGAAGGGAAGCAUCUAGCAUAAACUCAUCAUUCCACCCAGGUCGCGUCAGUGCGGACGGUGGCAGGCUCAGAGCAGAACGGGGGCAGGCGCUCCAAGGGUGAGCAGCCGUCCCAGUGUGUGAAUGCUCCCUGCCACAGUGCCAGGAUCUGGGAACGCCACUGCGGCUUUCCCCGGGGUGAUGUGCUGCAGUCGGGCCAUAGUGGCUAGAAGUGGCAUAAAAGCUAGGUUGCUUCUGCGUCAGGGACUCCAAAACCCACCUUCGUGGAAGCCAAAGGAGGGCUGCUUCUUGCCCACGCAGGGUGGAGGCUCUCUAGGUGGGAAGGAGGUCUCCUUGGAGGCUGUUGUGGAAGUAUGGAAGUGUGCAAAGAGGAGAGAGAUGGAGAUGAGGAAACUCCAGUCUUUGAAGUUCUCAGUUUAAAAGAAAAAUAAGCUUUUUGCUGCCUCCUAAACUUGAGGUUUGGUUUUGUUUUCGUGAUGUCUCUGGAGCACCUUCUGAAACCUACUUCUCCAGUGUCUGUUGAACCAAUGUGCUCUUUCAAGACAUCCCUGUUUCAGGGGAGAUUGGCUCGAACUUGUGCUUUUCCCGCUCCCUUCCCUCGAGCUGAGAUGAAGCCCAGCCCUCUUGUAGUUGUGUUGCCAGUGAGCCUUUGCAGAGGUAACGGGCUGUCCCAGGGAGACUGCCACUGCCUGGAGCUCUUUCAGGAGAGUUUCCAGCGCACCCUUUCCCUCUCUGGGUGACUGGGGAAAGCACGGUCCCGUCCUCGCACCCAGUGCAGGUCCCCAAGCAGGCUGCUUGCCAUCGAGCUAUGACCAACGUGGUGGGUGGGCAAGGAGAGUGGAGCCCAGCUAGCUUCCCCCAAACUGGCACCCACGGCCUCAACCCCGCAGUUUUCCAGACUGGGACGAGUUCCUAAGGAACAGCCAAGCUGUUGGGUUUCCCUUUUUUUUUUUUUUUCUUUUCUUUUUUUGGACCCCUUUACUUACAGACAUUACCACUGCCACCCCGUCCUUGUCCCUGGGAGUGUGCUGCUGAGCGCCAGCCCACUUACCACACUGAACUGAGGGGUGCUCGGCCCCUGAUGGUGGGACCUGCUCCACUUGCCCCCCCCCCCCCGUCUCCCCCCCCCCGUCUCCCCGCAAUCUGGCAGAGCCACCCAUAAGCUGCUGCUGCGGGACUCCCCUCCAGCACAGGGAGGGAGGGGAGAGGGGGGGGAUGCCCCUCGGCCACCUGCUUAUCUGUGUGAAGUUUUGAUGCCGCUUUGCCCUGCCACACGUAUUAUACCUGCUUUAAAAAUAGUGGUGUGAGUGGAAGGAGGAAAAGAGGAGGGACCAACCUCUUUGUAUCUUAAAAGGAAAAAAGCGUGCUUCAGAAACGUUCCUCCAGCAUCAGGCAGCAAUGGAAACUAACGGCCUUUUCGGGUCUUUUCUAGUCUUGGAUGUAGGCGUUCAGCUUCAAUUUUAUUUUUUAAAAACCUGCACUAAUUUACCUGGUUUCUUAGGAAGAGAAGAGAGAAAAUUUUUUUUUAACUUUUAUUUUUUAUGGGUUUGUGUUCUUUUUGUUGAUGUCCGUUUGUAUUGAAUAAUUUGCUACAUUUGUAAGAUGUAAGAGGUAUAUAUAAUAUAUGUAUAUUUCUAACGUAAAAAAAACUGUAAUUUUUUUCUUUUCAAGAUUUUUUUCUUAAAAAGAGGAGAGAAAAAAAUAUUUUUUCAGGAAAAAAACUUUAAAAAAAAAAAAGUGGUGAAGAUUCCUUUUUCCCCCACUCAGCCUCCCUCCUUUCCCUCCCGCCCUUCUCUGAGGAGUGAAUUGACAGUUGCCUUGUGGGAGAGGAGGAGUGAAAGAGGACAGAAGUCUGUACGUCUCCGAGCGGAGGAUUUCCGUGUGUGCUCUGCUUGGGUUUCUUUCUGAGAAGGGGGCUACUGAGAGGGGGAGUCAGGGGGGUUGCUGUCUUUUUUUUUUUUUUUUUUUUUGUCUUUUUCUUUAGCGAAGGAGGAAUACAAUCAGAGUUUUGUAUUCAGAAUGUUGUGCAAUAUUUUGGAACAGGACAUUGGCGUGUCUAGAGAUUUAGUUAAAAACAAAAAAAAAACCACAAAAACAAAAAAACAAAAAGGUUGAUCAAAUCUGUACAGUUUCUAUUGUUCCAGAUUUUUUUAAGUUUGUAUUAAAAGCAUGAUAUAAUAA